AUGUAAAAAUACGUGAAAUUCUUUAAUAUCGCUUAAUAACUCAAGUUUGUGAAGAGAAAAGGAUGGACUAGAUUUCCACCAAUUAAAGAAGUUGAAUCCGUUGCUGAUCACAGUUGGAUGAUCUAAAUGAUCGCUUUAUCUUUACCUACCAAUGAGUUAAAUAAAGAUAAAUGCAUUAAGAUUGCUUUAUUGCAUGAUCUAGCAGAAGUGAUUGUCGGAGACAUAAUUCCAAGUGAAAACAUGCCAGCAAAUGAGAAGAAAUAGAAGGAGGAUAAUGCCAUGAGAAUGAUGGUAUAGGAUUUGGAUGAAGACAUUAAAAAUGAAUUAUACAGUAUACAUAAAGAAUAUGAGAAUGGCGAAAGUAUUGAAGCAGAAGUGGUUAGAGAAUUGGAUAAAUUGGAAAUGCUAUUCUAAGCAUUCGAUUAUGAACAGAAAUACAAAGUCAGAUUGGAUGAAUUCUAUUCUUGUGAGGCCAGAAUUAAAACUAAAUAUGUUAGACCCUUAUUAGAUGAGUUGCUUAAGCAGAGGGAAUAAUUCUUGUCUUAAUGA
Paramecium octaurelia is the source of this 549-nucleotide messenger RNA. The record is from the annotation of a GenBank genome assembly. NCBI's taxonomy places the organism in Eukaryota, Ciliophora, Oligohymenophorea, Peniculida, Parameciidae.